ACCAAUGCAAACAUCGAGUCUGAAAGACUCAAUGAGGUCUUGAAAUUUUCAAAGUAAUAAUAUGAGCUCAGAGAUGAAUUUAAAACUACAACAAACAGAAAGCAUAACAGAAUAUCGUUUACGCUACAACUUUUCCAUUACUCGACACAAGAAAGAAUUGAACAUUUCUUAGAAGUAUUUUAAAUAACAAAACACUCAGGCUAUCAUGGAAAAAGAAGACAUCGAAGAAUUCAGGGAAGCGAUACAGAAAAUGUCUGACGAGGAAAGUGGAGAAACGAAAGAAAGUACAAACGGACAGGAUACACAGCAAAAACUCCUUGAAGAAUAUAAGCAACAAACAGCACAGUUAGAAAGGGAAAAAGAGGCAUUGAAACAAGAAAACUCUCUCCUAGCGAACAGCRUGAAUAAUGAAAAUGUCAACGGAAAMCAAUGCGCCGUUGAAGAAGGUCUGGUAACASAAUCCGAAAGCAAAGACGAAAAAGAAACGCUUCCUGACAAUGAUCAAGAUCUUGAUGAUUUGUCCUCAAUUUUCUCCGAGGAUGAAGAGGAUCUGAAGUCAUUGGUAGAAGGGAGUGAAACUAUAAGAAAGGCUCUUAAAAACUUGAGAAAAGAGCGCGACUUCUGGAUAGCUGAUACAGAAAGUGAGACAUCGGAUGAUUGUGAUACUUCAGUGAGCGCACGAAGCCUGAGAGGGUCUUCUGUUGAUAGAAUACAAAUAAGUAAACUUCUCGCUGAGAAAGAAUUCCUAGAGCUUAAAUUAAGUCAGGUUACUACUGAAAAAAAAGAAACAGAAACAAAACUCAAAUUCCUGGAAAAAUCAGAGAGCAAACGCCGGCAAGAAAGCACAAGAUUGAAUCAAUCGGAAAAUAUACCUCGUAUCGAGACUAAGAUGCAACCUUCUAAGCAAGGRAGUCAUAAGAAACAAAGAGAAGCCCCCAAGCYCCACAYACAGCACCACAAGAAAAAAGGCCAUGGGAUGAGCAAUGCAGAGCUCCUGCAGUUUUUACAAUCAAGAAGUAUUUCGCCACAAUUGGUAAAGGGUUAUGAAGAUGAUAUAGCCAUCUUAGCAGAGGAGAAUGCAAAAUUAGGCGAAAUUAUUGACCAUUUACAUGUCAGCCCCGAAGAAGACCAAUCUCCAAGGAUUGACCCKAUGGCAGCUUUUAUGGAUGCAUAUGAACAUCGCGUGCCACAGGAUGAGUACAUGCGUCUUGAAAGCGACAAAAUGAGGCUUGAACACUUAGUAAGAGAGAAGGAUCGCCAAAUAAAAGAGAGGGAUCGCAUAAUCGAAGAAUCAAAGUUUGAUUAUGAAGACGAACUUAAACUACUGAAAGAAAAUAUGAAAAGAAUGGAAGGGAAAUUGAGAGAGAAAACAAAACAAUUAAAUGAAUAUGAGAUACAAAUUAUUGAAAUGAAAAGCGMAUAUGAGGAGCAACUGGGAAAUGCUGAAAAUGACUUACAAAUGGUAAAUGACCAGAAAAUAACAUUAGAAGAAAUCAACGCCAAUUUAAUGGAAAGCAACAGGAAAUGUCAAAUUGAAAUUGAGAAUCUCAAAACAAGUUUGACCAAACUGAAUGCAAGAGAAAARGAGAUMGAAAAGCAAUACAAAAAUGAAUUAAAAAUGCUUGAAGAUAAAUACUUGAAUGAGAAUAAAGAGAAAAAUCAAUUGAGUGGAAACCUUGAGGGAUUAAUGUCCGAUUUGAUGGUUUUGAAAAACAAGCUCCUCGAAGAUGGAAGUAAAACUUCAAGAAUGAGGGAAAAUUUCGAAAAAGAAAGRCUAGAGUUGGGCGGUGAAGCUCUCGAUGUUAAUCCCAGGUUCGCUAAUUUGACAUUGCAUCUCAAAAACAGGGGUCAAGGCGAAAACACUCAACAGCCCACCUCAGAGCCUCUGGAAGCCAAUCAACAAUCAAUUGCCAUGGAAUCAAACGAUAUCAAUCUAUCASUACAGUCUGAUGCUAGUGGAUAUGCAAUUCUCAUCAAAGAACAGAAAGAGAAGAUAGAAAUGCUGGAAAAAGCCAACCAAGAUCUAAAUGAAAAGCUUCUUCAGUAUAAUGAGCAAGUGCAAAAUCCACUCCUUGAUGUUAACAAUGAAGCUCCGAAUCUAAGUUCAGAGCAAAGCAUGCACACUAGCGGUCAACUUGGAGUUCCAGUACUUGAGAAUAAACAUGGCAAUCAAGGCGAAGUCCCCCAAAGUCAGGAUGUCAAUAACAAUCUUUCUCGACCUUCAUCAGCGCUGAAGUAUGAAAAAGACGAGCUUGAACAGGAGAACAUGUAUUUGAAAAACAAGCUUGACGAUCUAGGAAAAGAGAAAAUGAAAAGACGAGAGCUUGAAGAAAAGAACGAAGAAUUGCAAGAAGAAGUCAGUCAAAUGUCUAAAAAGAGAAAUGAGCUGCAGAAAAAGCAAGAAGCCAUGAGUGGUGAAAUAGAUGAAAUGACGGAAAAAGUAGAAGAACUUGAAAAGAGCAAUGCUAAACUAACAAAAGAAGUUGAUCAGCUUACAAAUAAGAUUAAGGAAAUGGAAGAGAGUUUCAAUGAAGAAAAAGAAAACAUAACGAUGUCAUUUGAAAAGGAAAGGGAACGAAAAGAAAAAGAGUUGAAUAAAGCUUUCGAAAAAGAGCGGGAGAAGAUCAACGAUUUGGAAGAAGAAGUCGAAAAGCUCCAAAAUGAAAUAACUUCGCUGACAAAGGAAAAUAAAGAAUUGAAGAACAAAUAUAAUCGUGAUUUGGAAACUGCAAAGAAAGAYGACAAUCGACAAGUUGAAGAUGAAGUUAAGAAAAUGAAAGAUGAGAUAGCCUCAUUAUUAAAAGAAAAUAAAGAUAAUGAAACAAAAUUCAGCAAGGACAUCGAAAACCUUAAGAAACAACACAACGAGGAGAUCGCUAGUCUGGAAGGCAAUGAUCAAAAGAGCGCAAUAGAAGGUCAGUGGAAAAUAAAGCUACAACAUACAAUCAAGAAUUAUGAAGAAAAAUUAAAAAGAUCUGAAAACGAAAAAAAAGARCUUCUUACGAGACUUAAAGAAAAGGACAGUAACAUUUCGGAAGACGCACUAGCUGCUACCAUGAUAGAGAAUGUGGAAAGUUCAGAAUGCGCUUUUAGUUUUGAAAGUGAGGUUCCACUAGAAAGCACUAUGGAGUCAAGUGCUCAGUUAUUCACUCCAGACGAUGGCAUCUUGUCACAAGGAAAGCAAAGCAAAGACGAAACUGUUGGACUAGCCAAAGUUUUGAAAACAGAAGAAUACAAUCCGAAUACUGAUCAAGAUGAUCAUAAAGGACCUGCUUUGAGACCAUCGUAUUCAAUUACAGAGGUGCCUUUAGAUGAAGAAAUCGUCAAUGAAUUUAGUGAAUCUCUCAUGGACAUGAAAGAAACCCCAAGAGACACUGAGAAGAUUGACGAGGGAUUGCCAAGUAGCACUGGCAGGAUAUUAGACACCAGGAUAGAUGCCAGUCCUGCUCCUAUUCGUGACAGGCGUAAUAUUGACAAAGACGAGAUGGACGUAGAAUACACUUCGAUUAUUCCAAAUGUACAGAUACAAGUAGAGUUGAAAGACGAUGAAGGGAGAGAAAAGGAGUCAAACUCGUCCGUUAAAGGUGGAAAUGUGCAGCUUGAGGAACAAACUGUACAGCUUCAAAAAGCAUUAAAUGAAAAGCAUAAUGAAAUUSUACGCUUGACACAAGAGAUUGGACAGCUUCAGCAACAGCUGGUGGCGAAGAAUGGAGAAAUAGCUUUAUUACAAGAAAGGGAGAAAARUGCCAGCGUUGUAUUCCAAAACAAAAUGGAUGAUAAUACUAAAUAUUACCAAGAUCUUCUGGAGAAAUUAAAGACGACACUUCAAGGUGAAAAGAAGGAAUUAGAGGAGCGCUUGAAUAAAGAUAGUGAAGAAAUGCAAAGGCUAAUGAAAGAAGAGUUCCAAAAGAGUUUGACGUCCAAGAGCGGAGUACUAGAAAAUAAGCUGCAAGAGCUUGUUGYUGACAAAGUGAAAACUUAUAAAGAACAAAUCAAGAAACUUGAUGUCCAAUUACAAGACGCCAAACAAAGGAUAAAACAGUUUGAAAAGGGAGAAGACGAAGGAACCAAAAGACUUGAAAGGGAGAAAAAAGUUUUAAGAGCUACAAUUCAGGCCCUGAGCAAGGAACUCAACAAAGCCAAACAGGAGAGAAAAGAAUUGAAAAAAGAGUACAAAAAAGRUAAAGCUAAUAUGAAAAAUGCCGCUGAAGAAGAAAAGAAAAGUUUUGAAGAAUCACUAGAAAGGGCAAAAGACGUACAAAAACUCAAAAUCGAGGAAGAAAUGAGGAAGAAGUAUAGCGUUGAUGUUGAAAAGUAUGAAGAGAAAUUAGAAAGACUGAACGAAGAAAUUCAACAAUAUGAAGUAAAAAUGGAAGACAUGGUUAUCAAGUUCAAAGAGGAAAAGUUCAAACUUGAAAGCGACCUACAGGAUUCUUUAAUUGAGCUCGAAAGUUUGAAGGAGUCUCAGAAAGAAUUCAAGGUUACCUUGGAAGAAGAGUACAAAAGAAAACUACGAAAAGAAAAGCAAAAUAUUGAAAUCACCCUUGAAAACCUAAGGCAGGAGAUAACAAGACUKCGCGAAAACAGACAGCACCUGGAGGCACAACURCAACAAAACGCACACUACAAGCUUGAAAAGGAUUCUGGAUACACCACUACGCAUACAGCUGAAAACACGACUUUUACCAAUAAAGAAAUAUUUAACCGAAUCGAAAAUGAAUACCAGCAACAACUUCAAAGAGAGAAAGAAUACUACGAAUCUAAGAUACAUGACUUAGAAGAUGACUAUGAAAGCUUGACGCAGGAAAUUUCUCAAAUGAAAGCCAAGUUCCGGCAAGAACGGGUAGCUAUGAAAUCUGAGUUUGAAAAAGAAAAGUCAUUUUUGGARGAAAGAUUUGAAAGAGAAAAAAGAGAAUUGCAAGCAUCGUUGCAGUUCAGAUUACACAAUAUGAGAGAUCCAAGGAUGCCCCAGUUGAUUCCUAGAAAUAUGAAUGCUGCACAGCGGAACAUCAGGCUCCAAAGUGAGAUUGACAUGCUACAGCAGAAAGUGUCGAGACUAGAGGACCUGUCCCCGAGACUCAUAGAUGUGGCUCAGAGAACGUCAUACAACAACUCUCAUAUGGAAAACAACGCGCGAUUUCAAAGUUCGUAUCAAGGCAACAACCUUCAAGUUCCACAAAUAGGACAYCACCCUGCUCCGCAAUACCAGAUGAACAAUGAGAUGGUUCAUAGUCCCCAGAAGGUGAACAAGAGCCCAACCUUAGGAGGAAUCAAUGRAGGAGUCAAUGGGUCAUAUCUCCAGAGUGACGAAGUGGAUAAGAAAGCAGCAUUARGAGAUGACUUUCAAGAAGAAACUCAGAGAGAAUUCACAACAAAUGAGAGGGGUGGUAGUAGGGAAAAUUUAGAUGCGGAUGAUAUACCUUGUACCAUAGAUAAUGAAAGAAAUCAGAUGGAAAAUGAAUACUGGAUCUACAGCGAAGAUAGCAAAGCCAAAAUGACUCAGUCUCAAGAGAAUACAAAUUUGAGUCUCGACAGCUCGGACGAUGACGGUGAACAUAAUGGCCUUCAUUCAGCGCAGGAAAGCUACAGAAGCGAAAUUGAAGAUAUUGUCAAGGGAUUCAUCUUGGAGAAAGAUCUGAUGUCACAGGGACACGAAGAGGAAAUGCUCAGAAUGAAACAGAGCUUUGAUAGAGAGAAAGCUGAUUUAUUACGACACUUAGAAGAGGAAAGAGAGGUUUUAAGACAUAAUUCAAGGAUGACAUCCGUAACAAGUAAUGAGACUGGAUACAUAUCAGGGUCACAUGACUCAGACACUCUUCAUUUGAAUCUUUAUGGCGGGGAAAUUGCCGGUAUUUCAGGCGUAAAAAGGGAUUCUAGCGCCUUGACAUCUGCACGCUACGACAUUGACGAUAAUUUGGUAAAAGAUAUAGCAGAGGUUUAUCUGAGACUGAACAGUGGCAUGACGACAAGUCGAAUAAGACCAGACUUGGACAUUGAGGAUAAAUUCGAGCGUGAGAGAGAGAUUUUCGAGAGAAAAUUCAUAGCAGAAAAACGAGAAUUAAAGAGAAAACUCGAGGAGGAGUACAGUUAUAAACWAGAGCAAGAGAAAAGUCGUUUUGAAAGCCAAAUUCAAGAGAUGAAGUCAACAAUCACGGACCUACAAUGGCAAAAGAGAGAAYUGGAGAGUAAAAUCAGAAAUGAAAAAGAAAAAUGCGAGAUUAAUUUUGAAAGAGAAAGAAAUGAGAUUGAAAAGCGACAUUUGCAAAUGGUCCAUGAAAUGAAAAGGAGAAUCGAAGAAAAACAUUCUAAAGAUAUUGUACAUCAAAAGGACAAAUACGAAGAAAACAUUUCAGAACUCCAAGCUGACAUCACUAAACUCACCACACAGCUAAGGGAACUGAACGAAAAUCUUCGACAAGAAAAGGAAAUUAUCAUGAACAAAUUUGAGAAAGAAAUCAAAGAAAUGGAGCAAACUUUCUCCGAGCAGAGAAGCUCAAUCAAAUUGAGCUUGGAAGCAGAGUUUGCCCUUAAGCUUGAAAACGAAAUAUCAGUCUUUAAAACCAUAAAUAAAAAACUUCAGGAUGAUUUUGAAGCUUUGGAACGCGAUAAAAAAGAUUACGAAAGGAAACAAAAAGAAGAACGAAGGAAAAUCGAAGAGCGCUAUGAAGAAGAGAUAUCUGAAAUGGAAAAAAAGCAUUCCGAGGAAAAGCGCAACAUAAAGAUAAAGCUAGAUGAACGGUAUCAACAUAUGAUUACAAACGAGAAAACUUCUUUAGAAGUGACGGUCAAUGAGCUUCGAGAAGAAAUUGUUCUACUCAGACAGGACAAUGCGCAAAUUGAAGCCGCCUUUGACAACAGAAACGCUGAACUCCGCCGUCAGUUGGAAUUGGAGAGAGAUGGGUACAGAAAGAAGUUCCAUGAUGCUGAAAAUGAGAUUAAAAUACGACUAGAGAACGAGUUUAGUCAGAAAGUAAUGAAUGAGAGUUCUGGCCAUCUCGAGCUGGUUCAGCAGCUUGACAGAGACCUUGGGAUCAUGAAAGCCAGGUACGGUGAAGUCGAAGGAGCAAUGAUGGCAUUGCGUCAAGAACGAGAUUUACUUGCCAGAGAAAGAGACGAAAUGCAAAGAAAACUUAUGAAUAUGGAAUUUGAGAUAGAUAGGAGGAAGAACACUCCACGAAGUUAUAUAGAUGACACUGAGAUUGACAAGCUAAAAGAAGCUAUCAGAAAUAAAGAUCAAGAAAUAGCGAAUACGAAACUACAAAAAGAACAGAUUGAAAUUAGCAUGUCUGGUUUAAGAAGAGAAAAGAUGGAUUUAGAAGAUGAAGUAGCAAAGUUGAAAAAGUCCGUUCCUGUUUCUGGAAUAAUGGACGAAAGGCCAUUAAGGCCAAAUGUGGAAAACAGUGAGUUGGUAUCUUUGCAACAAAAUGCACGGCGUAAAGAUGAAGAAAUGCAAAGUUUGAAACGAGACAAGUUCGAGUUGGAUUCGCGUAUUUCGUCCCUACAAAGAAAAAACGACGAGCUUGAAGAUGAGUUGUCAGUCCUUCGGAGGAAAAAGCUUGAAGUUGAAGACGACAUUUCAUCCGUGAAGAGGGAUAAAGCCGACUCUGACAAUCAAAUCAGUGUUUUACGAAAAGAAAAAAUGGACUUUGAAGAAAACAUAAUCGCCCUUAAAAGAAAACAGACCGGACUAGAUGAUACAAUGUCUGUUUUACAAAGAGAAAACAUGAAUAAAGAUCAUGAGAUAGCGCUCAUGAAACGAACAGUUGACACAAUGACAGAUGAAAUUAAUGCACUAAAGCAAAAACUUUCAGGAAGCGCGAAAGAAAAUAUGCACGUACAGGAACUUCACACACCAAAAAGUGAACGACCAACGUCGAGACAAAUAGCAAAUGAAGACCGCCUUUUAAAACCACACGAUAACUACAAAUACAUGGAAGACCAAAUAACUAAAGAAACUGUUCAAAAUGUGUAUGGUGAAACGCAAAGUGGCUACGAUGAUUUAAACCAAUCAUUGCAAAGUAUUGAACAAGAUGUCGAAGAAUUAGUACGACAAAAGAAAGAUCUGGAACACUCAGUGAGAGAACUGACAGACAGCAAGGCUCAACUUGAACGAAACAUCGCAAAACUACAGAAACAACACGGAAUGGCUUCACAAGAUCACCGGCAACAACAAAUAACUCAAAGAGAAAUUGGAGAGCUUGAGACAAGAAAACAAGACCUAAAAUUCGAUGUUGAAAAUCUUGAGGAGAAAAAGGAAGCUUUAGAAAUAGGAAUUCGUUCGUUUGAACUCCCAAAUAGAUCGACAUUGCAMGWCGACUCCUUUUCACAAUCAUUCGUGCGAGAUGGAAAUGAAAUGAGCCAUGAACCUCGACAAAGAAACAGAAGAAAACAAGAAAGAGACAACGUUGUUAAUACAUUUGAUAUAUCUAGGUCUUGUAGCUCUCCAAAAAUACAAAUGUUUGAAAAAGACAUUGAAGAACUUGAGACAAAACGAGUGGAUCUUGAAAAUAUAGUAGCACAACUUGACGAACAAAGAGCAAGUUUACGUAGAGAGAUUUCUGAUUUGAAGUAUCAACUUGAAGAUGAAACUGCGACACAGAAAGAAAGUUUGAGUGACACCUUGGCAGGGCUUAAAGACGAGUGUACAGAUUUAGAAAACUGUAUCUCUAGACUGCGUCGAGAAGAAAGCGGAUUAGAAGGUCACAUAAAAGAUUUGAAAGUAACCGAACAAGACCUUAGCAAAAGAAUAAGGGAUUUAGAAAUCAGCGAGCAAAGAGUCCAAAAAGAUAUUUUGCGACUUAAAGACGAGAAGACAAAACUGGACAAUGACAGGCAGCAAACACAUGGAGAUGAGGACACAACCUAUGGAAACCAGACUCAACAAGGAACAGGUAGACGCUUUACAGGUGUUUCCCAAGUCAGCAUUGAGAGGGUAAGAAAACACGACAACAAAGAUCACGAGCUUGCCGAACUACGUAAAGAGAGAGACAGUUUGAAGAGAGAGAUUGCCAUACUUAGGAAGAACAUGGACGGGAAGAACAAUCACAGCUAUACGAACCAAAGAAAUACGGACCAGCGAAAUACAUCAAAUGAGAUGGUUUUUACCAACGACAUGAAACAGAUGGAGCACAAUGAAGUCGUUGCACUAAAAAAAGAAAGAUUAGAGAUAGAGAAAACCGUAGCCACGUUACAAAGACAGAAAACAGAAACCAACGCUGAGAUAAAUGUGAUACUGGAAAUAAAGAAACGUGAAGAAGACGAAUUAAACUCUCUGCGUCGUGAGCGCAUUGAGCUKGAAACUGCGGUGACCACUUUACUGAGCAAGAAAACAAGGCUUGAAGCUGAGCUAUCCGUAAUAACUGAAGAAAUGAAAAGGGACGACGAUGAGGUGAACUCACUUCGACGACAAAAACACGAAAUUGAGAAAGAGUUCUAUGACCUUAAGAGUAAAAAAACGAAAAUCGAAUCUGAUAUCUCUAGGGUAGAAAGCUCGUGGAAGAAAAGGGACCAAACAUCAAAAGAAUUCUACACUGACACAAAGGACAUAGAGAAUGAUUUGAAAACAAUGCGCAAAGAGCGCACUGAGAUCGAAUCAGAUAUCAAAAGGUUGCAGUCUGUCAGAAGCAGGGAAGAGCACGAGCUGAGCGUAUUAAGAAAGCAACUUAAGGAUCUUGAAUAUCAAAUAUCAGAGUUAAAAGCUUCUGAAAAGAUAACAAGAAGCCUCGUCGUAAAAGCAGAGAGAAAUAUCUGGGACAAGCCCUAUGCUGCACAAAGCAGUAAAGACGUAGACAUUCCUGAAACGUAUGACAAGGGAUCUAGUCCCCAGCCUCCUCUAUCUCCAGGGCAACGUGUGAGAACAAGUAUUGAGAUUCCUUACAUGGCAGUUCCUGGGCCUGAUGGUCGAUGGAGAAGAAGCUUUGAUGCUACUGAAAGCGAGACAGUUAUGAUUCCAGAAUGCGAUACCGAGUUUUUACAACCUGAAAGAUAUCAAUCAACUGAAAGUAUUCCUACUUAUAACACCUGGUUCACAGAAAGCAAUAAUCACGUGACGCCACAAUCAAAUCAUAAUCAGUAUCCUGGUAGUUCAUAUAACAACCAAAGCCAUCCACAAAGCAUUGCAUUCGAUGUAGGUAUUUCAACAAGCUGUCCCACCGGCGGAACUGAAAGUCAGGAACAACAAGUGCAUGGAAGUAGGCAGUACCCAGAUAUCAAACAUGAUAGGGUUGGGGAAGGAAUCACUUCCUCUCUAAGUUAUAACUCUCAUCAGCAUAAGGACUURACUACUGAGCAAAAACGCAGUCAGUGGGAGACUUCAAUAAAUGGUCAUGUAAAGGAGGAUAAUGAUGUCAUUUUCUUACGAAGAGAGAAAUAUGAACUUCAGUCACAGAUCAGCGAGCUGAGAAUUACCCUGACAAGGCUUCAAGCAGAAAUCAAUGAGCUGGAAAACCUUAAGAUGGUUAAUGAGACACUAAAUGUACAAAAUGGACGAUAUAAAGUACAACAUAGUGAAAUCGAUUUGCAGAAAGAAUUGAACUCAGAAUUGACCAAUGCUAGACUUGAGGAAACGAACGACAAGUUAAGGCAUGAAUAUGAAGAAAAGAUAAGGGAAUUGAAAGAAGAAAACUCAACACUAAAGCAAAAGGUUGGGCUGCUUGAGUGGCAAGUGGAGAAUACCAAACAGAAAAUGGAAAUCCAAGAAAUGAGUUUUAGAAGAGAAUUAAGUGCAGUCAAAGAAAAGUAUUCCAUGGCUGAAGGAACAACUGUCAUAGAUAUGGAAUCCAAUUCCACUAAAUUGAAAGAGUUCUAUCAGCACCUUAACUACUUGAUAGUAAGAGAUAUAAGCAGCGAAGAAAUACUGAGGGAAAUCCGUACUGCCAUCAAAGAAUUGGAACAACAAAAGGUUGUAAACUUCAAUCACAAAAAUUCAAGCUCUAGUAAAAGUUCGUAUUCAUACGAUGCCAAAACGACYACUAAUUCAAGUACKAGACUUGACAAUGAUGAGGCGAAAGCCGCUAAGGAAUGUGCCAGACAACUUAAAAUACAGUUGGAAAUAGCUGACAAACAACUCAAGACAUGUGAGAAGAUCAUCCAUCGUCUUUAUGCGGAGAACAGCGAUCUUAAUAAAAUGGUUCACAAGCUUGAAAGUAAACUAAAAACAGCUACAAGAUCAACAGAAAAGCUAAACCGAAAGCGCGUGCUACUGCAAAAACUUGUGGAAAAACUGAGCGGUCAUGUUGGCAAAGAUCAACUUCGUCAAUCAUACMUUGUGUUGGAACUUGAUAAAGAUAUUACUAUUUAAUAACUUAUWUAUAUACUAGCAUUUAGUGUACCGAUGUCUUUAUAUAUACACUAGAAUUUAGUGACAUUACAAAUCGUUUUGGUUUUAUUUUUUGCCAUAUAAUUAACAAUUAGACGAGGUCGAGUGGACUACGAGCUAAUAGCCUACGA
This is a messenger RNA of Exaiptasia diaphana, 11448 nucleotides long. Its product is annotated as rootletin. Bases 206 to 11299 code for a protein of 3697 amino acids. NCBI's taxonomy places the organism in Eukaryota, Metazoa, Cnidaria, Anthozoa, Actiniaria, Aiptasiidae. The transcript has 9 exons. The record is from RefSeq and is a predicted model, not a curated record.